AUGAAACGUGAGAACGAAGGAAAUCAACAACAGCAAAUUAACAUGGAAGAAUUGGACCAAGAAUAUUCAAAUGAGAAUACUGAUAAUCAAGAUCAAGAAGGAAAUGAAAAUGAUUCAAAUAAUCAAAAUCAAGAAAGUGGACCAAACAAUCCACCAAAACGCCAACGCCGCAGUGAUGACGAAGAAAUUCGUUUGCUGAUUCCAAGCAAAAUGGCUGGUGCAAUUAUAGGAAAAGGUGGUCACAACAUACAAAAGCUUCGAACUGAGUAUAAAGUCCAAGUGAAUGUUGGCGAUUGUCAAGGUCCCGAACGUGUCAUUACGAUCGCUUCAAACUUGGAUACAUGCUGCACAGUAAUCAGAGAAAUCAUGAAGCAUUUCGAUAAGGGAAGUGCUGAUGAAUGUGAGCUAAGAGUUCUGGUUCAUCAAAGCUUGGCUGGAUGUGUCAUUGGAAAAAGUGGAGCGAAAAUAAAGGAACUUAAAGAUAGAAUCGGAUGUCGUUUGAAAAUAUUUUCAAAUAUUGCUCCGCAAAGUACAGAUCGUAUUGCCCAAAUCGUAGGAAGAGAAGAUCAAUGCAUUGAUUGCCUAACUGAAAUUGUGGAUCUUAUUAAAUCGACUCCAAUCAAAGGCCCAGUACAUAACUAUGAUCCACAUAAUUUUGAUGACAUGUAUGCUGACGAAUAUGGUGGUUAUGGGAGUGGAAUGAGUUCCAACUUUCGAGAUGGAAACAAUCGUUUUGAAAGAGGAGGACGAUUUAAUGAUCGAGGAAGAUUUAAUAGUGAUCGACGUGGAGGCGGAAAUCGUGGAAAUGGUAAUAAUACCAUGAGAGAUUAUGUUGAUCCAUGGGCACAUAAUCUGAAUGGAAACAAUCAAUUAGGAGGAAUGAACAACUUUGGCAAUGGUAAUAUGGGAAGUACUACAGGAAAUAACAGCAAUUUUGGUACUAAUGUUGAUAUGGACGGGAAAUCUUCAACUCAAGUUACAAUUCCAAAAGAUUUGGCAGGAGCUAUCAUUGGCAAAGGAGGUGGCAGAAUUCGUCGUAUUCGUUCUGAGUCAAAUGCAUUCAUACAAAUCGAUGAAGCUCUUCCAGGUUCGACAGACAGAAUAAUCACAAUAACUGGUACACCAAAACAAAUUCAAGCUGCGCAGUAUAUGCUGCAACAAAGCACAACUGUAUGUGCUUUUUGUUACAAUAAUAUCAGUUCAAUUGAGACAGUAGCAUGUAUCAAUUUUUGUUUCAUCGAGAAUCAUGGAUCUGUGAAUAGACAAAAUAUAAAGUGUUGA
Chironomus riparius is the source of this 1281-nucleotide messenger RNA. The record is from the annotation of a GenBank genome assembly. Lineage: Eukaryota; Metazoa; Arthropoda; Insecta; Diptera; Chironomidae.